UGUCCCCGUGUGUCUCCGCUGUGUCCUCCGCUGUGUCCCCGUGUGUCUCCGCUGUGUCCUCCUCUGAGCUCCGCGUGUGUCAGCGGACCGUCGGCCCGCGGUGAUCCGGGGAAGGUGCUCGGAGCGCGGCUGUGCUGCUGCAGACACACGGAGCGGCCAUUGGCACAGCUCCGAACAGGUGAGACCAUAAGCUCCGCCCACUGUGACGCCGCCUCAGCCAAUAGGAUGAAAGAAGCCGACGAGACGGACGCCCAGGUGAGACAGGAGCAGGUGUCCGUGCUGAGUGCAGAGCCUCUGGAGCUCGACUGUAAAAUCUGCUACAGUCGCUACGACGCCACCAGCAGGAGACCAAAAGUACUGCAGUGUCAACACCGCGUGUGCGCCACCUGUCUGCACCGACUGCUCCUGCAGGCAGGGGACGUGUGGCUGGUGGUCACGUGUCCGUUCUGUCGACAGGAAACUCAAGUCCGACACAACGAGCUGUGGCUGAUGGAGGAGGACACACACAUCCUCUCCGUCCUCAUCAGAGACCAGUUUCAGAGGAAGACCCGGAUCCCGACCAGGAUCCCGACCCGGACCGAGCCCGGGACCGAGAGCGGGUCUGGAGAGGUCCUGCUAAGCCCCGCCUCCCUCUCAGACUCGGACUGUCUCCUCAUCACGGUCCUGGAGGUUACCGAUGACCCCAGCUCGUGUCUGAGCGUGCUCAGUGCGAUCUACCGGCCUCCAGGCUCCGCCCACUCCUACCUGCCCAAGAGCCACACCUGGACGAGCCGCAGUGUCCCACGCUGCCUGCUGGGGGCGCUCUGCAUGGUGUACUUCUCGUCUCUUCCUCUGGGGAUUUACCUGUUGAUGACGGCUCGUUUGUGGCUCGGCGUGGCGUUGGUGAGUCUCGUCCCUUUGACUCUUUUCGCUCUCGUCGUUUACGGCUUCUGUCAGUGUCUGAUCCAGGAGGCCGUGGAGGCCGCGCACGGGCUCCGACACGCCCGUCGCCAUCGCCGCACGCCGUCUCCGUGACGACGACACGCCCACCGUCGCCAUCGCCGCACGCCGUCUCCGUGACGACGACACGCCCACCGUCACCAUCGCCGCGCGCCGUCUCCCUGACGACGACACGCCCACCGUCACCAUCGCCGUGCACCG
Molecule: messenger RNA, 1140 nt
Organism: Boleophthalmus pectinirostris (great blue-spotted mudskipper)
Lineage: Eukaryota; Metazoa; Chordata; Actinopteri; Gobiiformes; Gobiidae
Product: E3 ubiquitin-protein ligase RNF182
Exons: 7
Coding region: 226-1014 (262 amino acids)
Source: RefSeq, a predicted model, not a curated record